This is a messenger RNA of Postia placenta MAD-698-R-SB12, 702 nucleotides long. RefSeq lists its product as hypothetical. The transcript has 3 exons. Lineage: Eukaryota; Fungi; Basidiomycota; Agaricomycetes; Polyporales; Adustoporiaceae. The record is from RefSeq and is a predicted model, not a curated record. Bases 1 to 702 code for a protein of 233 amino acids.
AUGGAGAACCCCGUCGAAGAAAUAGAGGGUGUCGUGCUGUCCAUAACGUCUGCCACCAACCCGGAGACGCAGAAAGCAGCUAUUCUCAGGUACUUCACGCCGGACGCAACCUUUCGCCAUCCCCUCUGCACCAUCCCGUCGUCCUUCGCUGCACCACCCGCCGGCGCCGUCGGCUCCCCUACCCUCCCGCACACGCCGUCGCUUCUCCCGCUCUCCUCGCGCGACACGAUCCUGCGCAUCUACCAAUGGUACCGCGUCCUCUCCCCGCGCCUCACCGUGCGCGUCCGCAAGGUUGUGUACGAUCCCGCGCGCCACGAGAUGUGGCUCGACAUCGUCCAGACCUUCCACCUGUUCUUCAGCCCCCUCCGCCCCGCGCAGGCGCGCCUCGCGACACACAUCGCCCUGCGCGAGUCGCCGCACCCGUCGGGCGACCCCGGCAGGCACAUGUACCACAUCGCCGGGCAGGAGGACUGGUACCACCCGGAGGACCUGAUGGCGCUUCUCGUCCCGCCACUGGUGCCUAUCGUGCACUUCCUCCUGAUACUCGGAACGUGGGCGAGCGUCUUGGGCGCGUGGUUCGGGAGUGUGCUCGGACUCUGGGCGGCGCACGCGGGAGAAGGUGGGCAGGGCGUAGAGCUGCAACCAGCGGGUGAGCCGCUGCCUACUCCGGCGAAGGACGAGGGCAAGGUUCUAGGCGGAUAA